Striga hermonthica is the source of this 888-nucleotide messenger RNA. Lineage: Eukaryota; Viridiplantae; Streptophyta; Magnoliopsida; Lamiales; Orobanchaceae. The record is from the annotation of a GenBank genome assembly.
AUGGAGUUUGGAGGAGCGAGAAAAAGGGGCAGAUUCGAAGGUGGACUGAAUGGCAAUGGCGGUUUCAAGAAAUCCAAGCAAGAAAUGGAGUCAAUUACAACCGGUAUAGGAAGCAAAUCGAAGCCUUGCACAAAGUUUUUCAGUACUUGUGGCUGCCCUUUCGGUGAUGGAUGCCAUUUCCUCCACUACAUCCCGGGAGGUAUCAAGGCCGUCUCCCAGAUCCUCGGCAACAAUCCGGCCAUGCCGCCCGCUGCCCGUAACCCAGUGCCCCCCCCUUCCUUCCCCGAUGGGUCCUCCCCUCCGGCCGUCAAGACCCGCUUAUGCAACCGUUUUGCUUCGCCCGAAGGCUGCAAGUACGGGGACAAGUGCAACUUCGCGCAUGGAGACCGUGAGCUCGGCCGGCCCACUUUUCCUCCCCCUCACGACGGGCCAAGGUAUGGCGGGGCCCGAGCGGGCCCAUCGCCCCCCGGGGGCUUUGGAGCCUCGGCCACGGCCAAGAUCAGCAUCGACUCGGCCAUGGCGGGUGCCGUGAUCGGCAAGGGAGGGGUGAACUCGAAGCAUAUAUGCCGCGUGACGGGGGCCAAGCUCUCGGUGAGGGACCACGAGUCGAACCCUAACCUGCGCAACAUCGAGCUCGAGGGCACGUUCGACCAGAUCAAGCAGGCCAGCCAGAUGGUCCACGAGCUCGUCGCUAAUGUCGCUGCGAUGUCAGCAGGCCCGCCUCAGCCGCUGCCACCCAGCAAGGGUCAGGGGGCGUUGAGCUACGGGCCGGGCAGCAACAGUUUCAAGACGAAGCUGUGUGAGAAGUUUGCCAAGGGGUCGUGCACGUUUGGGGACAGGUGUCACUUUGCGCAUGGGGCGGAGGAGCUGCGCAGGUUGGGGAUUUGA